Molecule: messenger RNA, 13737 nt
Organism: Eupeodes corollae
Lineage: Eukaryota; Metazoa; Arthropoda; Insecta; Diptera; Syrphidae
Gene: Lar
Product: tyrosine-protein phosphatase Lar
Exons: 21
Coding region: 1923-8069 (2048 amino acids)
Biological process (GO): protein dephosphorylation
Molecular function (GO): protein binding; protein tyrosine phosphatase activity
Source: RefSeq, a predicted model, not a curated record
CACGAAAACCGUUAUGAUAUCAAAUAAUGAUAAGCUUAAACUCCAAGAGAGUUCUGUGGAAGACCACAAUAGAGAGUGAAACUGAAAGAGAGAGCCAAAGAGAGUGUAAAACCCCAAAAUUCCCCACAGGAUACUCCAAAACACUAUAGCUAUGAUUUUAGUCUCACUUAAGUUAUAUACAUACAUGUAUUCCACAAUAUUCUGUGUUUUGAAAUUGUAUGCUUUAUUUUUCUAUUUGUUUUUGCUUUUCGGUAUCUUCAUCGCUCUUCAUACACACAUUUUAUAUUUUUUCUCACCAAAAAAAGGUAUGCAAUCCGCUCAGCUUUUUGGGACAAGUUAGUACAUUUUCGGGAUUUGCCAGGAUGUAAAGGACUGAAGAAAAUGGCACGGACUUUUUUUCUCGCCUUACAUUCUGAUGUAUAGUGUACCUCUCCAUAGUUAUAUAUGUAUACAUAAUUAUAUAUGUAUGUUUAAAUAAAUUCUUAUACAACUUGCUCUGCAUUGCGAUACACGCGAUUAAAAUAAAAAAAAUACGAAAUAAACGUUAAAAUUAGUGUUGCAUACUUUCGGGCAUAUAACACGGGAUCGGUAAAAAAAAUCGAAAUUUGAGCAGAGCUUAAAAAAAAUAACGGGCUAAGGGUUAUCCCCUUUCCAAAAUAGCCCCGAUUUCGAACCAAUUUCGGUUUUUGUAUUGUUUUGAAAAUUUUGAAAAACCGCUCGCUUUUCAAUGGAUUCGGGUCGUUUCAAUCUAACCUCACUCCUCCUCUUCUGGAUAAAAUAGUGAUAUUAAAAAAAUUAAAUAAAAAAAUAUUAAAUUUAAUAAAAAUCAUUAAAAAAAUGUGUAAAAUUCCAUAAAUUAAAAUGUAAAUGAUCGACAAAAUAAUCCAAAAAAGUGAAUUUAUAAAUACCAAAGAAAAAAUUACAAUCUCAUCUAAAGUGUACUUGGCUGCAACAACAACACAAUUAUUAAAUUAUAUCAACAAAACAACAAAAUUCCAUUAAAUUUAAACCAAAACCUUAUAUAGAAAACAAUAUAAAUAUAAUUAUUUACAACAACAAAAAAUAAUGUUUCAUACCAGGUAAUACCCCAUAAUUAACUCAAUCCCCCUUCUUCUCUCUUCUUUUUUUUAAUUCUGCAUCCCACAACAACCACAUUCAACAAAAAAUAAAAUUAAAAAAAAAAAAAAACAACCACAAAACCAAUGCUGCACAACAACAACAAAAUUAAUCACACAUCGGAAACCAUUUUUUAAUGAACCUCGACGUGAACCGAACGAAAUGCUUUCACACGCUUUAAACAUAUAAUUUCGCUCUUCAUCAAAAUAAUAUCGUCAAUAUUGGAAAAUUAUAUAUUGAAUUCAACAUUACUGCUGCGAUUAAUUUCAUCCCCUCUUUGCUGAUGAAUACAAAUUUAUAAAAAAAAUUAUAUACACAUAAUUUUAUCGAUGUAAAAUCACAACAUCCCAUGGUUGUUGUAUUUAUUUAAUUCGAUAUCUUCCUGCUGCACUGUAUAUAAUUUUGUUUUAUUCCGCAAAACAUAUAUAUCACAUAUCUGUUCACCUAACUAUAAUGAUGAUGAUGACAUCGCAUUUAUUAACUCACCUCGUUAUAACUGAUGAUUUUCGGCUCAAAAAAAUGUCCUUAACAAAUGAUUGAAUAUCCUUAAUAAAAAAUUAGAAAAAAAAAAGAAAUUGAAAACUGAGCGAAAACUAUAUGAUUCAAAAUGAAUAUUCAACAUGAAAAUAAAGCAAAAAUUUAUAAAUAAAAAAGAAAGCUAAAGAUAGCAGAAAGAAUUUAGAAAGAAUUCAAGAAGAAAUUUGAAGAAGAGAAGACAGAUAAAAUAGAAAAUAGAAAACUGAGCGAAAAUCAUUGAUCUUUCCCCUUUUUGUCUAAAACUUAUCAUUUAUUUUCAUUUUAAGUAAAUGAUGGGGCUGCAAAUGGUAGUACUGCCAUCAGCUGCCAGUAUUGUUGCAGUCAUCUCAUUUAUACUGGUAAUCAUUGGAAGACCUGAUGUUAUUGAUGCAGUCCAUGCAAAUUUUUCGGAUUUUCCAUAUAUUCAAUAUUUGACACAUCCGCCGGAAAUCAUCAAGAAGCCAUUAAAUCAAGGUGUUCGUGUCGGAGGUGUAGCGAGUUUUUAUUGUGCAGCUAGAGGCGAUCCACCACCAUCGAUUGUUUGGCGUAAAAAUGGCAAAAAAGUUUCUGGAACCCAAAGUCGUUAUACAGUAAUUGAAACUGGUGGCGUAUCAAUAUUAAGAAUUGAACCUGUACGUGCUGGACGUGAUGAUGCACCUUAUGAGUGUGUAGCUGAAAAUGGUGUCGGUGAUGCUGUAUCAGCUGAUGCAACUUUAACAGUUUAUGAAGGUGACAAGACACCCCCAGGAUUUCCAGUCAUCACUCAAGGACCUAGUACUCGAGUAAUUGAAGUUGGUCAUACGGCUGUUAUGCAGUGUAAGGCAAUUGGAAAUCCACAGCCAACGAUAUAUUGGAUUAAGAAUCAAACAAAAGUCGAUAUGUCGAAUCCUCGAUAUUCCAUUAAAGAUGGAGGUCUUCAAAUUGAAAACAGUCGAGAAGAAGAUCAAGGCAAAUACGAGUGUGUUGCUGAGAAUUCUGUAGGCACUGAACAUUCAAAAGCAACAAAUUUAUACGUCAAAGUACGUCGUGUUCCGCCCACAUUUUCAAGACCACCAGAGCAAGUCAAUGAAGUUAUGUUAGGUGCUAAUUUAAAUUUAUCUUGCAUAGCAGUAGGUUCACCAAUGCCUCAUGUCAAAUGGAUGAAAGGCCCUCAAGAUCUAACACCAGAAAAUGAAAUUCCCAUUGGCCGUAAUGUCCUUCAAUUGACUAACAUCCAACAAAGUUCAAAUUACACAUGCAUAGCAGCAUCGUCCUUGGGCCAAAUUGAAGCUGUUGCUGUUGUUAAAGUGCAAUCUCUUCCAACCGCACCAACAGAUGUACAAAUAUCCGAAGUUACAGCGACAUCUGUUCGCCUAGAAUGGUCAUACAAGGGUCCUGAGGAUCUACAAUAUUACGUUAUACAGUACAAACCCAAAAAUGCUAAUCAGGCAUUUAGUGAAAUCAGUGGUAUUAUUACAAUGUUUUAUGUUGUACGAGCACUGAGUCCUUACACGGAAUAUGAAUUUUAUGUGAUUGCUGUGAAUAAUAUUGGACGGGGACCGCCAUCAAUUCCAGCGACAUGUACCACCGGUGACUUUACAUUUGGAGGUGCAAAAAUGGAAAGCGCACCGAGAAAUGUACAAGUCAGACCAUUAAGCUCAUCAACAAUGGUCAUUACAUGGGAACCACCAGAGACACCGAAUGGACAAGUGACUGGCUACAAAGUAUAUUACACAACCAAUUCUAAUCAACCUGAGGCAUCUUGGGAUUCACAAAUGGUUGACAAUAGCGAAUUAACAACAAUAUCCGAAUUGACACCGCAUGCUAUUUACACGGUACGUGUACAAGCAUAUACGUCAAUGGGUGCCGGUCCAAUGUCCACUCCAGUGCAGGUGAAAACACAACAAGGUGUCCCAUCGCAGCCCAGUAAUUUCCGGGCGACCGAUAUUGGUGAGACCGCAGUUACCCUGCAAUGGUCGAAACCGACACAUUCCAGUGAAAAUAUUGUACAUUAUGAACUUUACUGGAAUGAUACGUAUGCAAAUCAGGAUCAUCAUAAACGUAUAUCAAAUACAGAAUCCUAUACGCUUGAUGGUUUAUAUCCUGACACAUUGUAUUAUAUAUGGUUAGCAGCACGCUCCCAACGUGGCGAAGGAGCUACCACACCCCCAAUACCCGUCCGAACGAAACAAUAUGUGCCAGGUGCUCCUCCAAGAAAUAUAACUGCCGAAGCAACAAGUCCAACGACAAUCGCUGUAUCUUGGUUACCACCGCCCAUAGAACGUUCCAACGGUCGCAUUGUCUAUUAUAAAGUGUUCUUUGUCGAAGUUGGCCGUUCCGAUAGUGAAGCUACAAUAACAACCCUUAACGCUAGCAGCAUUGUUCUGGACGAAUUGAAACGAUGGACCGAAUACAAGAUAUGGGUUCUAGCUGGGACAUCAGUCGGUGAUGGGCCAAGAUCGCAUCCGAUUAUCUUACGAACUCACGAAGAUGUGCCUGGAGAUCCUCAAGAUGUUAAAGCUGCUCAAAUAAAUUCAACAUCGAUACAUGUUAGUUGGAAGCCCCCAUUGGAAAAGGAUCGCAAUGGCAUAAUUCGUGGUUACCAUAUACACGUGCAAGAAUUAAGAGAGGAGGGCAAGGGCUUCCUAAAUGAACCAUUAAAAUUCGAUGUUGUCGAUGCCUUAGAAUACAAUGUGACUGGCCUCCAACCAGACACCAAGUACUCCAUACAAGUUGCCGCACUCACUCGCAAAGGUGAUGGCGAUCGAAGUAAUGCCGUGAUAGUUAAAACCCCAGGCGGUGUACCAGUAAGACCGACAGUAAGUUUGAAAAUUCUCGAACGUGAUCCAACAGUAUCGAUAGAACUGGAAUGGGAACGACCAGCUCAGACUUACGGUGAAUUGCGUGGAUAUCGUCUGAAAUGGGGUAUCAAAGAUCAACCACUAAGAGAAGACAUGCUUCAAGGUCCUGGAAUAACUCGGAAAAAAUUCCAAGAUCUCGAACGUGGUGUAGAAUACGAAUUCAGAGUUGCAGGAAGUAAUCACAUUGGAAUUGGACAGGAAACUGUAAAGAUAUUGCAAACCCCGGAGGGAGUUCCAGCGGGGCCGCCGGCAAAUAUAUCGGUUCGGUUUCAAACUCCUGAUAUUGUGUGCAUUACAUGGGACCCUCCCACAAGAGAGCAUCGUAAUGGACAAAUUACUCGAUUCGAUGUUUUAUUCCACAAGAAAAUCGACCAUGGCCUUGGUUCGGAACGUAAUAUGACAGUUCGUAAGGCGGUGUUCACGAAUCUGGAAGAAAACACUGAGUAUAUCUUUCGAGUUCGAGCCUAUACCAAACAGGGAGCGGGUCCGUUUAGUGAGAAAAUUUUAGUUGAGACAGAGAGGGAUAUGGGCCGGGCACCAAUGUCGGUUCAAGCAGUGGCAACUUCUGAACAAACUGCAGAAAUCUGGUGGGAACCAGUUCCGUCUAGGCCCCAACUCUUGGGCUACAAAAUAUUCUACACGAUGACCGCUGUGGAGGACCUUGAUGAAUGGCAAACCAAGACUGUUGGCCUCACAGCCUCUGCUGACCUAGUAAACUUGGAGAAGUUUGCCCAAUAUGCUGUUGCAAUCGCUGCCCGAUUCAAGACUGGUCUAGGUAGGCUGAGUGAAAAGGUAACGGUCAAGAUAAAGCCUGAGGAUGUACCACUUAACCUCCGAGCCCAUGACGUUAGCACUCAUUCAAUGACCCUAAGUUGGUCCCCGCCAAUUCGUUUGAACCCAGUCAACUACAAAGUGUCUUUCGAUGCCAUGAAAGUCUUUGUUGACUCUCAGGGCUUUUCACAGACUCAAGUCGUAACAAAGAGGGAGAUUAUUCUAAAGCAAACCAUCCGCACGCACACAAUAAACGAACUGUCACCAUUUACAACAUACAAUGUGAACGUAAGUGCUCUCCCAGCUGACUAUUCAUACAAACCGCCCACCAAAAUUACUGUGACAACGCAAAUGGCUGCUCCACAGCCAAUGGUUAAGCCGGAUUUCUAUGGAGUUGUGAAUGGCGAAGAAAUUCUAGUUAUCCUACCUCAAGCUUCCGAGGAAUAUGGGCCGAUUUCUCACUACUACCUGGUGGUAGUGCCAGAAGACAAGUCCAACCUCCACAAAAACCCCGAUCAGUUCCUUACGGAAGACCUUCUUCCCGGUAGAAAUAAGCCCGAACGCCCUAAUUCCCCGUACAUAGCAGCUAAGUUUCCACAACGAUCGAUUCCCUUCACUUUCCACCUAGGAUCCGGUGAUGACUAUCACAACUUCACCAAUCGCAAACUUGAGCGGGACAAGCGCUAUCGGAUCUUUGUUCGUGCGGUUGUCGACACUCCUCAGAAGCAUCUUUAUACCUCAAGCCCGUUCUCCGAAUUUCUCUCGUUGGACAUGAGAGAAGCACCUCCUGGAGAAAGACCUCAUAGACCAGAUCCAAACUGGCCUUCCGAACCAGAAGUCUCCGUGAAUCGUAACAGUGACGAACCCGGUAUGCUCUGGGUUGUGUUACCGGUUCUUGCUGCCCUCCUCCUCUCAAUGUCCUUCGUGGUUGUGUACAUAAUCAAGCGUCGUCGUCAGCCAUGCAAGACUCCUGAUCAAGCUGCUGUCACAAGACCUCUUAUGGCCGCCGAUCUUGGAGCUGGACCAGCGCCGAGCGAUCCAGUUGACAUGCGACGUUUGAACUUCCAAACCCCCGGUAUGAUAAGCCAUCCACCAAUUCCGAUUUCGGAAUUCGCCAAUCACAUUGAACGCCUGAAAGCCAAUGACAAUCAGAAAUUCUCCCAGGAAUACGAAAGCAUCGAGCCGGGCCAGCAGUUUACCUGGGACAAUUCAAACUACGAGUAUAAUAAAAGUAAAAACCGUUACGCCAACGUGACCGCCUACGACCACAGUCGAGUUCAAUUGCCUUUAUUCGAGGGAGUUCUCGGAUCGGACUACAUCAAUGCGAACUACUGUGAUGGCUAUCGGAAGCAUAAUGCAUACGUGGCAACUCAAGGACCUCUGCAGGAGACCUUCGCAGACUUCUGGAGGAUGUGCUGGGAACUGAAGACAACCACCAUUGUCAUGAUGACUCGUCUGGAAGAGCGCACCCGCAUAAAAUGCGAUCAAUACUGGCCAUCACGGGGCACAGAAACCUACGGACAGAUGUUUAUCACAAUCACCGAGACCCAGGAGUUAGCCACUUACAGUAUUCGUACAUUCCAGAUCUGUCGUCAGGGCUUUAACGAUCGCCGUGAAAUCAAGCAGCUCCAAUUUACCGCCUGGCCAGAUCAUGGAGUUCCCGAUCAUCCAGCUCCGUUCUUACAGUUCCUACGUCGAUGCCGCUCACUCACUCCACCCGAUUCGGGACCGGUUGUUGUUCAUUGCUCUGCCGGAGUUGGUCGCACCGGUUGCUAUAUUGUGAUCGAUUCCAUGUUGGAACGUAUGAAGCACGAGAAGAUCAUCGACAUCUAUGGUCAUGUAACCUGUCUACGCGCUCAACGUAACUACAUGGUUCAGACCGAGGAUCAAUAUAUCUUUAUCCACGAUGCCAUCAUCGAAGCCGUCAUCUGUGGGAAUACCGAAGUUCCGGCUAGAAAUCUCCAUACCCAUUUGCAAAAAUUGGUUCUCACCGAAUCGGGCGAGAAUAUCACUGGAAUGGAAAUCGAAUUCAAGAAACUCUCCAAUGUCAAAGUCGAUUCGUCUAAAUUCGUUACCGCUAAUUUGCCAUGUAAUAAACAUAAAAAUCGUUUGGUUCAUAUUCUUCCUUAUGAAUCAAGUCGCGUUUAUUUGACUCCGAUUCAUGGCAUCGAGGGUAGUGAUUAUGUUAAUGCAAGUUUCAUUGAUGGCUAUCGUUAUCGAUCGGCUUAUAUUGCCGCUCAAGGGCCGUUGCAAGAUACGGCGGAAGACUUUUGGCGAAUGUUAUGGGAACAUAAUUCGACAAUUGUUGUGAUGUUGACCAAGCUCAAAGAGAUGGGAAGGGAAAAAUGCUUCCAAUAUUGGCCGCAUGAGAGAUCAGUAAGAUAUCAGUAUUACGUUGUGGAUCCUAUUGCCGAAUACAAUAUGCCACAGUAUAAGUUGCGUGAAUUUAAGGUGACAGACGCUCGUGAUGGUUCCUCUCGUACUGUUCGCCAAUUCCAAUUUAUUGAUUGGCCCGAACAAGGAGUACCGAAGUCUGGUGAAGGCUUUAUCGACUUCAUUGGGCAAGUGCACAAAACUAAGGAACAAUUUGGACAAGAUGGUCCAAUUACAGUGCAUUGUAGUGCUGGUGUUGGACGAACUGGUGUGUUCAUAACUUUAAGUAUUGUUUUGGAACGUAUGCAAUAUGAAGGUGUGUUAGAUGUUUUCCAAACGGUGCGAAUUCUUAGAGCACAACGACCUGCAAUGGUGCAAACAGAAGAUCAAUAUCAUUUCUGUUAUCGUGCCGCCUUGGAGUAUUUGGGUUCUUUUGAUAACUACACAAACUAAAGUUAUUUUGUUAUUUUGGUUCUUGUGUUAGACAAAAAUUCGAUGGUGUUACAUAUUAUUUUUACAUGCAUCUAUACAUAUAAAUAAAACGCUUUUCUGUGCUUCGUUCCGGGACUUAUUUGAACAUCAAGAAGGAGAAUAUCAAAUUAAAAAAAAACUGCCUGUGGAUGACAUUUAUAUAAUUUAAGAUUAUUGAUAGUUUCUUUUUGUGAUCAACAACAAAAGCAAAAGAAAAAAUUUAGGACAAUUUAUCAGAAUCUCAAAAAUUUCAGAAUCAAUUCUGAAAGUCUUUAUAUGUAUUAAAAAAUAUAAAAGAAUAAUUAAAAUAUCCUUUAAAUGCUCUUGGAACAACAAACUUAACACUCACACACACACAACACAAUACAACAAUUUAAUGAACAAAAACGUCUAGGAAUGUCUUUUAUGUUUUAAUGUACUAAAAGACUGUUAUACAUUAAUUUAAGAUCUAAAUAUUAUAUAUUAGAGAAGAAAACAAAAACAAGAACAAAAAAAAUAAUUAACUAUAAGUCUUAGUGAUUAGUUGUUAAAGUUGAUUUUAUAAUUCUUAAGUUUUUAUUUUUAGAAUAUAGUGAUUACAGGAUAAUUUAGUUGAAUGUUGUAAUUGAUUAACUGCCUCUAAUUUCUAUCUAAAUAUUAGUACCUACCUGCCUUUGUUUUGCUGCUAGUAAAAGACAAAUAUCAUAUAUAUUCCAAUAAUAAUCCAACACUGAAUUUUGAUAGAUUUUAAUUUAAUUUUAUUUCCUUUCAACUUGCCAGUUGAUGUGAUAGAUGCAAUUAUUUUAUUCAUAAUACGUCCUUUCCACUUUUGGGAUCUCAUUUUUUGAGAAUUUAAAUUGAUUCUUAUUUUAUUGGUUUGCCAAUAUUUAAAUAUUUUGCCCUUGCUUCGUUUAAAUUGAAACGGUUUUAAAUGAGGCUUAGACUAUUUUAUUUAAAACAAAAUUUUGUGUAUUUUAUUGUAAUGCAAAAUGUAGCCAUACAUAUCACUUAAUUCGGUUUAAAAUUGGUGUAAUCUUUUCAUGUAUAAGCAAUAUUAGUUUGUACUUGUAAAAGAAACAAAAAAUUUUAGUGUCAAUUGUAUUAAAUUUAAAUCAUUCCAUUAUGCUUACUUUUGAUUUAAGAUUGAAAAGAAUUUUAUUUUGUGUUCUAUUAAUUUAAGUAUUUUUUUAAGAAGCUAUUUCAACUAAAUUAUCCAUUUUAUAAUUUUAACGAAAAUGAUUGUGAAUAGUUUGAUAGUAAAAAAGAAAUUAAAACAAAAAAGAUAAUGGGCAACUUGCGAAUUUGUUAUUUUAAAAAACAUAUUAAAUUUAUUUUUUCCAAAUAAGCGCAUAUAAAUUUAAUUUUUUUUUGUAUUUUUGUUUUUCUUAAAUUCAAUGACUGGCAACUAUUUUUGUACUUAGAGAAAUUUAUUGUUUACAAUUUGUUUUUAUUUUACAUAACAAUUAAAUAUUAUUGUAAUAAGUAAAGCUAUAGCAAUACAAAUACAAAAUGUAAAAUAAAACAAAAACUGUAAAAAAUACACCAAUGUUGUAAAAUAAACAAUAUACCUAUACCUUAACUCUGUAAAAAGCUAUGUUGUUACAUACCAGAAAUUUAUAUAUAUACAAUAUAUGAAAAAAGCAUUUACUAGAUAUUAAUUUUUAUACAAAACAAAACAAAAAACAGAAAAUGGUAGAAAUUUAAGUUGUAAUCUUUUAGAGAAUAGAAAAGUUGAAUGGAGUAAAAGUUCAUUAUUAUCAUUUUAAAACAUUACUUCCAAACAGUCACCUCAGCCUUUGCUUACAGAGCUUAGAUACCAAUGUAUAUCCAACCAAUUCGCCAAUCUAAAGAGUAAUUGAAAGUUCUUGUUAAAAAGAAUUUCUCACCUAGGCUGCGUUUUUUUUAACAUAUUUUAAUUGAACAGGGAAAUAAUUUACAAAAUUUCAUGCUUAGCUGGCAAUGCAUUAAGAGCAAAGGAAUAGAGCUUCUAUGUAUGUAUAUAUACAUAAUUAGACAUAAGCCUUUUCGUCUUUUCUAUUUUGAAUAGAGUCUUAAUAAAUUCUUAUGCACUGUUUCCUCCUUUGAUUCGCUUCUCUUUGGAGCCGAAUAAAAUCGACAAUAAGUUUAAAAAAAAUGAAUAUUUAGUUUCUUUUCGUUUUGCUUCUGCAAUGAAGAAUAAAAUAGGAAAUUAAAAAUGGAAUGGAGAGGUUUUUUAAAAUCAGACGAUAUUAAACAAACUUUGUUUUAGAAAAAUGUCAUUAAUUUGUCAACUUCUAACAAUAACAGGACUUAUUUCGAAUAACGCGCUUUUUGGGCUUUAAAAGUGUCAACUUUUGUAAUUUGUAAAGCAAAAAUUACGCAUGGAAAUUAGUAAAAUUUUCGGGAGUUAUCUUUCUUGAAGAGGUGAUCAGAAUUGGAAGACAAGAUCUUAUGGUUAAACACAUUUAGACUUUUUUCUAUUGAGCCUCUUCUAAAAUAUAGUCUACGGUAAUUCUCUCUGCGAUGGUGAUGGAAAAAUUUCAUGAAAAGGACAUGGUGCUGCAACUUUAGUCGCAAAGGCCAUUUGGUUGAUAUCGUUUCCCAUUGUUAGUAACACAUCUUUUUUCUUUAUAAAAAAAAUAAACAUCCAUGAAUUUCAUCAAAAAAGAAGUUCUUUUUAGACCCUUUUCGAAUGCUCUAUUAGAGUAUUACAGAAAUAAAUAGUAUGAAACUAUUAUCUAAAAAAUGUUUAGUUUAAAAAUCCAUCCCUGUUAACUGAGGUUUCUUGCUUCAAUUCACACAGAAAAGAAUAUGUGUACAUAUAGUUCGCAAGACAUAAAUUUAGGAGCUCAGAACCUUAAUAGGGGUUUUUAACUAAUAAAGUAUAUUAGUUAGGCUGUUUGAUUAUCAUGGCGUCAUAAACAAUUAUUAUUUUAUUUACAUUUAACAUAUUACCGUCAUUUUGAACUCCUUUAACUUUGAAUCGCUUUCUUUAAAAGAUAACAACUUAAAUUCACCUACCCUAUCCAUAAAGUUAAAGCAUGCAAUAGUUGAUCAAUACACACACCAGAACAAAUGAAAAAGAACAAACAAAUAAAUAAAUACAUAUAUUUAAAAAUUUAAACAAAAAAAUCCAUUAUAUUAAGUGUUAAUUUUUAAGAUAUUUAAUUAUAAGCAUAAAUAAGUUUUGAUAAAUUUAAUUAUUUAAAAAAUGUGCGCAAAUUUUUCCCCUUUUUUACAUUUUAGAUUUAAUUUUUUUCUAAAUAAUUAUUAAUGUAUAGGUAUGCUGUUUAAACAAUAAAAUAAAGAUGCCAUUAUAAUAUUAAAAUAUUUUAUUGUUUUUUUUUUUGUUUUUUUUUUUCAUUUUUAUUUGUUUAUUUUUUUAGCCCACAACGAAUUAUCAUAUCAGUUUUUACAAGAUGUAAUUAUAUUUAGGUAUAUUAUAUUUAAUGUGAAGAGCAACAAAAGAAAAAAUUAUGUGAAAUUUUGUAUAGUUUUUAGAAUUGGAAUUAUCAAUAGAUAGAAUAUUUUAGAGGUGCUAUGCAUUAAUUCAAAAGUCAGUUUAGUAUUCGAAUAAGAUGCUGGCUUCUUAUUUUAUUAUUUUGUAUUCUUUUUGUUUGAAUACGUUCACUUUCAAAAAUUUAAUAUUGAUAUCUUAAGAUUUUCAAAAAACAAAUAUUAACUUCUCAAGAACACUAAAAUUAUUGUUCGAAAAAAAAUAGCUUUGUCACAUUUCGAGUCAAUAGAAAGUGUUAAUGACAUGCUUUUAAUUUUGUAUCCACUUGGGUUAAUCGUUUUUGAAACAAAACAAACUUAUUCGGUUUUUUAAAGUUAUAUCGAUUACUUGCUUCAAGCACAUCUGUUUCGUCAAUUUAAAAGUUCUUUCAAUACUGAACCUAAGUACAUACUAAUCUAAGAAAUCAGCAACGUUUUAACUUAGGUUUAAUCCUAUCCUUUUUACCCGUGUUUUUAAUCUUUGAAUGUUUAAGUUAGCCAACAUUUUAAAGAAAAAAUGUUUUAUAAAUUUUCUUAUUUUUAACAAUCAUUUCUUAAAAACUUUUCUUUACUAAGAUACACAGAUUUCAUCCGGAAGGAAAAAUAGAAGUGUAGAUUUACCAUCUUGGUUAAAAAAUGUCUGAUUUUUUAAAAUAGGAAUAAAAUAGUGGACCAUUUCAUAUUCCUAAUUCAAAAGGGAAAUGAGGAAAUGCUGAAAAGUGCAGUUUUUAAAAAACUGUAUGGUUUCGAAAAAAAAGCUAAAGCACGUUGCGUCGUUUUGAUAUCAUAAUCCGCAGCUAGACACACAUUUUUUAAGUGGUGAAACCAAAUAAUCAGGCCAUAGAUUCUAUAAAAAUCAAGAACGUUUAUUUGUUUUUGCAUUAAAGACAGUUAACAUUCCAACAGAAGUCUGUAAUUUAAAUUUCCGAAAUUUCCUUAUUGUAUGUAUUAUCAUUCUAAAAAAAAAAGCAGGAAACUUACAAGGGAAAUGAAACAUUGUUUCCUUUUCGGAUUGAACAGUGCAACUACGGUUGCGAUAGUGAAUAUUUUCUAAGGAAUACUCCUCUCUUCCAUAUAUCCGUCAGAAAGGCAAAGGUAGAAAACAUCUUUAUGGACACAAAUGCUAUCGGUUAAACUGCUCCCACGAGUAUGUGGAUAAAAAUCAAUGAAAUUCUGUUUUAAUAGCACCAAGAAUGCAACAUAUUGACAAUGAAGGAAGGUGUUUUAUUUUUGGUAGUAAACAGCAUCAGUUCAGCUUUGUGGUCUUUUUUACAUCUACUUUUUACGUCUACAUUUUUGAAAAUAUUUUCUUAAACUUAUCAUAGCCCCAGCAAUGAGAAUACGUAUAAUAUGUGAAUAUGUCUUUGAUUGACUACUCUAGCUUCCUUCAGUUCGGUUUCUAGUUCGUUCUCAAUUUUUUUUGGAUCAUUUAGGAUAGAAAAUUCCUCUGUUGCAAAUGCCAUAAUUUAGAGAUUAAAAGCCUCUGCGGACAAAUGGCAUUUCCUCAUAUCAAUUAUCCAGGCGGUGUGCUCUGCAAGAGUAAGUGUUAUAUCCUAGAAUGGAAACAAUUAAAAAAAUAUCUUGAUCUUCUGAAUUUAAAAAUCUAUAGAGGCUUCAUUGCUCAACAGGAAAAAUACUACCUAUGCAGUGGAAAGGUUAUUAUCAUAUCUAUUUUUUUCUAAUUUUAAUUGGUACGCUGGUAUUCUAAUGUUUUUGAACUUGGAAUAUGAAUACUUACACUUAUAGAAGACUAAUUAAAUUGUGAAUGGUCAAUAACGCUUUUCUAAUCAUUUAAAUUUAUUUUGUUAAAGUUCAAAAACGAUUAACAUUUAAAAAAAUAUUUUGUUCCAAGUCUUGUUACUUUUCCAUUUGAACUUAGAACCAUUUUUAUCUCAUAUAGAUAUGCAUCAGGAUUGCCCAAAAUACACGUUCAUCUAUCAGUUUAAUUUUUACAGAGAUGAUCGCCACAGGAAAAAUAUUCACAGCUUACCGGAAAAUAUAUUCGUUUUUAUAUUUCAUCCUCUUCGUUUUUCAUUUGUUUGUUCAUUUUUAUUUUGAAUACAAAAAUAUACUUUAAAAUUUUUGAGUAAAGUCUAAAAAAAAUCUACUAAAAUAUGAGUAAUAUUAUAAUCUAGAAAAUCUAUUAAACAAAAAUGCCUCUCGUGUUAAAUAAACAAAAAAAAAAAUAAUAAUAAUA